Penicillium oxalicum is the source of this 1512-nucleotide messenger RNA. It is a transcript of the gene bgt2, whose product is annotated as GPI-anchored beta-1,3-endoglucanase EglC. The transcript has a single exon. The coding region runs from base 1 to 1512 and encodes 503 amino acids. Gene Ontology annotation, biological process: carbohydrate metabolic process; cell wall organization. The record is from RefSeq and is a predicted model, not a curated record. Gene Ontology annotation, molecular function: 1,3-beta-glucanosyltransferase activity; glucan endo-1,3-beta-D-glucosidase activity. Gene Ontology annotation, cellular component: cell surface; extracellular region; fungal-type cell wall. Lineage: Eukaryota; Fungi; Ascomycota; Eurotiomycetes; Eurotiales; Aspergillaceae.
AUGUUCUCCAAGCAAGCUAUCGCUCUGGCCUUCUCUAUUGCCGCUGCCCAGGCCGCUCACCAGGGUUUCAACUAUGGUGCCACCAAGCCUGAUGGUGGUGUCGCCUACGAGGCCGACUUCAAGACCCAGUUCCAAACUGCCAAGAACCUCGUCGGCACCUCGGGCUUCACCAGUGCCCGUCUCUAUACCAUGAUCCAGGGCGGUACCGCCAACACCCCCAUUGAGGCUAUCCCCGCUGCCAUUGCCGAGGAGACCUCCCUCCUGCUCGGUCUCUGGGCCUCUGGCGGCAACAUCGACAACGAGAUUGCUGCCCUCAAGUCCGCCAUCAGCACCUACGGUGAGGCCUUCACCAAGUUGGUCGUCGGUAUCUCCGUUGGUAGUGAGGAUCUCUACCGCAACUCUGUCACCGGUGCCAAGAACAAUGCCGGUGUUGGUGUCAACCCCGACGUGCUCGUCAACUACAUCAAGCAGGUCAAGUCCGCCAUCGCCGGCACUUCUCUGGGUAGUGCCUCCAUCGGUCACGUCGACACCUGGGACGCCUGGACCAACGGCACCAACGCCGCCGUCAUCAACGAGAUUGACUGGCUCGGCUUCGACGGCUACCCCUACUUCCAGACUACCAUGGCCAAUGGCAUCGACCAGGGCAAGGCGCUCUUCGACGAUGCUGUCGCCAAGACCAAGGCCGUCGCCAACGGCAAGGAGGUCUGGAUCACCGAGACCGGUUGGCCCGUCAGCGGUCCUACUGAGAAUGACGCCGUCGCUUCCAUCGCCAAUGCCAAGCAGUACUGGGACCAGGUUGGCUGCCCUCUCUUCGGUGAGACCAACACCUGGUGGUACCUCCUCGCCGACGGCAGUGCCAGCCCCAGCUUCGGUAUCACCGACAGCCCCUCCAACACCCAGCCUCUGUUUGACCUCUCCUGCAAGAACCCUUCAUCCUCCAGCUCCGCUUCUGCAUCUGCCACCAAGACUGGCGUUGACCUUGGUGCCGGCACUUCUGCUGCCACUGCCACUGCCACUGGCUCUUCCUCUGGCUCUGGCUCUUCUUCUGGCUCUGGCUCUUCCUCUGGCUCCGGCUCUUCUUCUGGCUCUGGCUCUUCUGGCUCCGGUUCCGGCUCUUCCAUGGGCAUGGGCAGCUACUCUACCACCAUGGUCAGCGUCCCCGCCAGUCACACUCCUGCCCCUGCCUCCUCUACUCCUCUGAUCCCCUCCGGCGCUUCUCCCUCGUCCUCUGGUGCCGUUGCUGGCUCCGGCGCAGCUGCUACCGCCACUGGUACUUCCAGCACCGGCUCAGGCUCUGGCUCUAGCUCCGGCUCAUCCGGCUCCUCCAGCUCUGGCUCUGGCUCUUCUUCCGGCAGCUCUGGCUCUGGAUCCGAGUCUGGUGCCGGCUCUGCUGCCGGCUCCAGCAGCUCUGCCACCCCCAGCUCCUAUGUGGGCUUCAACUCGGCUGCCCGCUCCUCCGGCUCGGCUGUGACUGCUCUUGCCGCUGCGCUGGUUCUCGCCAUUGCCGUAUAA